Messenger RNA from Diachasmimorpha longicaudata, 2982 nucleotides. RefSeq names its product 1-acyl-sn-glycerol-3-phosphate acyltransferase alpha (gene Agpat1). The transcript is spliced from 4 exons. Gene Ontology annotation, cellular component: membrane; endoplasmic reticulum. The record is from RefSeq and is a predicted model, not a curated record. Gene Ontology annotation, biological process: phosphatidic acid biosynthetic process. Bases 826 to 1656 code for a protein of 276 amino acids. Gene Ontology annotation, molecular function: 1-acylglycerol-3-phosphate O-acyltransferase activity. NCBI's taxonomy places the organism in Eukaryota, Metazoa, Arthropoda, Insecta, Hymenoptera, Braconidae.
UGUUGGCUUGGGACUAGUUUCUGCUUCCAGCGAUGGCGCAGAGGUGUCAGGUUGUGGCAGGAGUCGGAGUUACCGAUGGUCGAGUGACCAUAACCUUCAUGCAUACAGGUGUCUAUAAGUAGUGACCUCUGUUGUGCCCCAUUGUCCACUGCUCAAUAAUUACGAAAAUAAAUUAUUAAACAACAAUGAUGCUUUAUCGAUGUAUGGAGUGAAAAUCAUGUUGGAUUGGAUUGUUAAUCAUUUAUUUAAAAAUAAAUGAGAAGCAGAGAAAUUGAAGAAUGAAUGAAAAAUUUCGGUGAUGGACAGGCAAUCAAACAAUUUGGAUUCUGUUGUCUUUAAAAACUUUAUUUAAUAAACUAAAUAUAAUAAUCACAAGUCUACGAGUUAGAGAAUAGACUGAUUCAGCCGGUGUAUUUAUUUGUUCAUAAAUAUUAUUGUUUAGAAGUGGUAAAGUUUACAUGUUGAGCCCCUAACAUAUGCGCCACUGGUUUCCACUGUUCUCCCUCGCCCCCGCACCUUGUCAAUGAGGGUGGUGAUAAAUAGGGUAGGGACUGGGGAGGCUGCGUGUGCUGUUUCACCAGACUGGGUUACAGCAACCCGUUAGUUAAAAAAACAAAAAGCGAAUAGGAAGAACAUGGCGAUUCAUAAUGUACUCAAUUUGGGGAAGAUAAUAAUAUAAAGAUUAAUAGUGGAACCAAGUUCGACUCAACUUCUGGUGGAGUUUCAUUUUGAAUCCACACUUCGGUGGUGUUUCACUUUGGAUUCACAUUUUUAGACAAAACGACCCGUGCUAGGUCACUUUUUUAAAGAAAAUAUUGAAAAAUUAUGGCACCGUCCGGGAUGGAAGUGAUCCUUGUUGGGUUUAUACUCGUUCUUCCAUUUUUGUACGAAACGAGUAAAACCUUUAGGUAUUAUUUCAAAUUUCUCAUGUACUAUGGAAUCGUCAUGGUGAAUUCUAUUAUUCUCAUACCCCUCAUGACAUUUCGGCCUGGGAAUGUCAAAAACUUACUAUUAGCAUCUUCUUUGUGCCAUCACAUCAGCACUCUGCUGGGUCUACGAUGGGAGUUGAGAGGUCGAGAACAUCUGGAGAAAGAGCGUGCUUGUAUCAUAGUCUCCAAUCAUCAGAGUUCUAUUGACAUUUUAGGAAUGUUCGAUAUUUGGCCAGUUAUGGAGAAAUGCACAGUUGUUGCUAAAAAGGAAAUUUUUUACUUUUGGCCCUUUGGACUGGCUGCCUGGCUAUGUGGACUCAUUUUUAUCGACAGAAUGAACUCUGAGCAGGCACGAAAUACUCUCAAUAGAGCUACGAAUAAUAUUAAAGAAAAGAAGAUUAAAUUGUGGAUUUUUCCUGAGGGCACGAGAUACAACGAUGGGGAAAUUCAUCCUUUCAAGAAAGGGGCUUUUCACAUGGCUAUUAACUCUCAAUUGCCUAUUCUACCCGUAGUAUUCUCAUCGUAUUACUUCUUGAACACAAACGAAAAGAGAUUCGAUCCAGGGCGAGUUAUCAUCACAACUUUACCCCCAAUUUCUACAGAGGGUCUGGGACCCAAUGACAUUGAAUCUCUCAUGACGAGAACGCAGUCAACAAUGACAGAAGUAUUUCACGUGUCUAAUGGCGAAGUCCAGCAAACGGUCGCGUGCAAACUCCAUUCCCAGUAGUAUAAAACGCACAGAAAAUCUGCCAGAUUUUCUUCGAAAACCAAAGACUUGACUUGACUAUACAUUUUACAAAACAGCUUUUGAUAAUUCAUUAUUGAUGACUCGAUGGGUGAUAUAUGCAGUGAUACGUACAACCAACGACAAUUACAAUUGGGAUAAAUACUCCUUUUUUAAAUUAUUUACUUAUAAUUUCAAGCGUACUCAUUAGUAUUAGUAUUCAAGCGAGAUUAGUUUACGUCGUAGACGAUUAUUGCCAUUACUAAUCUCAAAUUUCAUCGCCAUAUUCUAUGUAUUCAGUAUUACGUUCCUCCCCGAUACUGAGGAUUUUUAUUUUACUAUGUCAAGUGAUGACCCGUACUUCGGUUUACCCGCAGUACUAGUGUGUACUAAAAACAUUUCCAUUGUCUUGAAUGUUGCUUAUUUAUUGUACUCAUUUACACUCAUUUUUUCGAUUUUUAUAGAAGUGGAUUGUUUCAUAUUUUAAUUAAUUAAAAUAUCAUUUGUAGAAGUGAAAUUGCUCUGUAAUGCAUAUUGUUCGAUUGAACGAGAAAAAAGUUGAAUGAAGAAUGAACACUUUGAAUAAAUAAAUUGCCACAUUCUGAAGAAAAAAGACCUAGUUUUUUUCAAUCUAUUAUCCUUGAAUUCAUGAAAUUCAUGGAGUAGAUCGAGAGGUCCUGAUCGAGUGAAAGUAAAAGUGUCAUUGAAAUUCAUCCAACCUUUGACCACAUAUUUAUUCCACUUUAUGGCAAUGACAGAACUCAAACCAAAACAAGAGUAAUAGAAUGUCAAAGGAGUUUCUACAUGUUCGGAAAAUCUGGUCCCGAUAAGCCCUUUUUCUGUUGGCUCUCAGUCCAAGCUUUUGCAAUGGUCCUCUUCAUGUCAUCAUCACCCUCGGUAUACAUCUUCUUCAUGAGAUUCAUGAGACCCGCUUCUGCAUUGUCACCGUCGCCCAUGUUAGGGACUGGUAAGGCCUUUGCCUCUUUCAGCCUCUUCUCGAUGCCACUGACGUGUGACCAACGUUUUGCUGUUCUCUUAGCCAAAAAUACAACAAUCAUAUCAGUUUUGGUUUUUGUGUAACUCUUGUCCGGAUUAAUAGCCUCACACAGAUUGGAAAUUGGUAGAUGGUAAUUUUUUUUAUCGAGGCCAUUGACACGAAGAUGCAUGGAGGUUUCUUCGAAGUCACAGGUUAUGUUCUCAGCCGGCAGUGUGUGAACAUUCUUCAAUGUAAUGUACAACUUCAUAAAGUUGUCUGAGUCGUCCCAUGCAUAAUUUGUUAAUUUAAUAGUAUAGCAUUUGGAAUCAGAAUUUGUGGGUAAAGGCUUUGAU